Messenger RNA from Cottoperca gobio, 7466 nucleotides. RefSeq names its product fibrosin (gene fbrs). Lineage: Eukaryota; Metazoa; Chordata; Actinopteri; Perciformes; Bovichtidae. The record is from RefSeq and is a predicted model, not a curated record. Bases 1478 to 5629 code for a protein of 1383 amino acids. The transcript has 18 exons.
CAGUUUGAUGACUGAGGAAGAAGAGUGGCGCACACAAUGCACUGCACGGCUGACAAGGGUUGUGUCUUCCUGAUUUUCACGAUAAAUUUCCAAUUCCGUGGAAACUUGUGAAGGGGCAGCAGCGGAGCCGAUCCCUUUCUAUCCGUAUGUAUUUGGAUUUAGUAAGAAUAAGAAAUCUUUGAGAGGAAACGUCAGCGAGUGGUCCAACUAAUCCACAAACAUUGGAUUACACCACAGUGAAGGCUGCAUGAAGGAGCUGCCCAGCCCAACGGGGGCUUGGCCGACACCCUCGUUUAUGGAAAUCGACACCGAGGCUUUGAUAUUUGGGCCUUGAUUUUUUUUUCUUUAUGAUGGAGGUGGAACGAAAGAAGAUUUGUGUGUAAAGAAGCAUUAUUGUACGGGCGAUUGGUAGCAGAAAACCCCCGUCCUGCUUCCUUUAAAAUAAUUAUUGUUUGUGGCUAACAGCUGGAUCGGCUAACGCUAGCUAGCCAGAGUGCUAACGUUACGUCUUUCUUUUGAUGUGAAUUCAACCAUUACUAUCGGCCAUCAACACAUUUCGGCAGAAGAAACAUUUGUUCUCCCGUUUACGGUAUAUUAGUUAGCUCCACAGUAAACUGUCCGGCUUGUCAGUCUUUUCCAGACACGUUUUAAGAAUAUCGUUUUAUUCUUAGGUCGCUGGCUGAAUAUAUUGUAAUGUAUUGCCGUGUAUAUGCUACCCAAAUGCUAAUUAGCUGGAGUCAACACUGACCUAACGUUAGCUGCCAUUACUUUAACUCAAACAGCAUUUUACUCCUUUUCAGAUUGUGAGUAAUUUACAGUAGCUGUCAACAAUAAUAUUCAACAUUUCACAUUAAUACGAAAUAAUGUCACGGUCACCGGUGUGUUAAUGUCGGAUAUUUGGCUUAUUGGCCUUGCUAACGCUAACAAACUAGCUAUCAUUUGUGCUAACAUGCAAAUAAAUUUGUCAGCAGAAAAAUUAGGAAAUCCUAAACGCAAGAGUUGUAUUGAGUAAUGCCAACGUUAGUGUGAUUUUCAUUUUGAGAUUUACCUAGAGGCGAUUUGAGCUGCUUUGUCCGUAACACAACUAACGUUGGUCUUUUUUUGUUUACAUGCGUAUAACUUAAUGUCGGUUGAAUUUCUUGCUAGUUAGCUAAUGUUAGCCUUCUUAUCAGCUAUGUCCUGACAUUUGUGUGUGUCGUGGAUGUUUUUAAAUACCAAUGUGGAGCUAAGUUUGCGGUCAGAUUCAUUGAAAUGACACUAAAAUUUCGCCGAAAGAAAGGCACUGAUGCCGAUAGACUGUUGUCAAAGGACGGUAAAUAAUAGCCACUGGUUCCAUUAACGCCAUUUUAACAGGGGCUCCCUGCGAGGGCCUGUCUGUGUGGUGGUGUUUUUUUGCGGUUCGGUGCCUUCCACUGGACCUGGACUUGAAUAAAGUGCCUUUUGGUUCUCACUGGAGUUACAAAAGGAGGAUUGCAACAUGGAGGGCCCAAGCCGAAGCACUGGAUUCAGGCAAAGCCGACGGUCCCGUUCACAGCGCGACAGGGAGCGGCGGAGGAGGAGAGUGAACCUGGCCGAGGAGCGGGCCACAUCCCUGUCCUCAGGUUCUGAUCGGGAGGCUUGUGGGACGAACAGUGUACUGGGUCCCGGUGGGAGAGAAUGCCGACCCGGUUUUGGGAGACACAGGCCUCCACGCCGCAGGAAGAGAGAGUCUGUGUAUUGCGAGGAAGACAUCAUUGAUGGCUUCGCUAUUGCGAGCUUUGUCAGCUUGGAGGCACUGGAGAUGGACUGCUCCCUGAAGCCCAGUCAGCGCACCGACAUGCUGGGAAGGAUAAAGAAGGGGAAAAGAGGGCCAGAGGAGAAUGGUGGAGGGCCGCUGUCUGAGGAGGGAGCCCCGCACAGCUACUCUAGCAGCUGUUGGAACAAGAGCAGAAAUAAGAGGAGAAAGAUUGAGAACAAAGACAUCAUGAACAGAAAAGAAAACAAUAAAACUAAUAAAACAACAGGACGGGAAAAAAAGAAUAAUAAUAAAAAUAAACACAGGGGACACCCUUUGGAGACUGGCUACAUUUGCGACACUGAGAGUGAUACAGGAGAUAAGGCCUCCGACAACGACAUGGACCCAGUCUUCACAGUCAGUACGAGGAAAGUUGUGGACCCUGUCCCCUCAAACAUGGCCACAUCCAUGGGCAAAAUCUGCCCGCCUCUUCCGGCCCGUUGUGGUGGCAUCUCGCGGUUGAUGGUGACCCCGAGAGUAUCUGGCCUGGAGCGAAGUCAGGAGAAAAACUUGGAGCAGCAUUUCCCAGAGCCUGUUUCUUCUUCUAUCUCUUCUGCCCCCUUCUCUUGCCUAUCUUCCCCGAUCACAGCCUCGGGCACUGUCCCCCGGUCCAGCCCGUUCAACGGAAACGGCAGCCGCCACAACGGCAGCCCGCCACUCUCCAAACCCAAACCCUUCCUCACUUUGCCUGGACGAUCUCACCCCAUUUACAACAUCAACAGGAGCAACACCCCAGUCAAGCCUCCCUCAUCUGCUUCAUCUAUUGCCUCUUCCUCAUCCUCCAUGCGCCCCCCAACACCCUCCACCAGUGUGUCGGUGCCCUACAUCAGGGGCUCAGGACCCUCGGGACCUCUCCGACCCCCAUCCCGAGCCAGCGCUGGGGCUUUGUUUGCUUCCUCACCUGGUCUUCCUCCCCCUCCCCCUCUGCUACAAGGUCCUGGUCAUUCGACAGCAGCAGACCAAGAAUUACUGCGUCAAAACCUAAACUCCCACUUCUUGAAUUCACAAGAGCGCGAGGGCAGACGCAGCGUUCCAGGGGCUGAAAAUAAUGCAGCAGCUGCGGGCCGCUCCACUCCUGGUGGUCCAUCAGCAUCCAACUCCGGCACAGGUUCAUCAGGCCGAACGUCUCAGAACCAGCCGAGCAUCCCGCCUCUGGCCUUCCAGUUCCAUCAGCACAACCACCAGCACCAACACACGCACACGCACCACUUCACGCCCUUCCUGCACCCCACAGCCACGGCACCUCCUCUGUUUGAUAAGUAUGCAGGCAAGAUGGACGGGCUGUACCGACACCCUUUCUUCCCACAAUACCCGCCGGCCUCAGUGCCGAGUAUCCAACCUGUGGUUCCUCCCACUGGGCCGUUCAGCUCCUUGCAAGGAGCAUUUCAGCCAAAGGGUGCGGGUCCUGAUAUAUCCGCACGACUUGGGGUUGUGCCUCACCACCUGCAGCCCAAAGACCCCAGGAAACCAGGAAAGUGGUGUGCUAUGCAUGUAUAUGUGGCCUGGAUGAUUCUAAGCCAUCAGAAAAAAGUGAAGCUGAUGCAGGCUGAUCCUCACAAGUUGGACUUCCGUAGUGACCUGUUGACCCGUCUUCCUGGAGCUGGAGGAAUGGGCCCCCUGGGGCCGAUGGGAGGAGCCUUGCCUCCCACUCAUGAUCUGACCAGACCUCCCAGUUUGUUCUCAGCUGCAGGGGCAGUCAAUCCGUCCUCUGCUCCUUUCAUCUCUCCAUCAACGCCCCACUCAUCUUUCCUCCCACCAACUGCACACUUGGAUCCGUAUGGCCGAUCCCCACCCUUCACCCCACUGGGAGCCCUUGGUUCUGGUGCCUUUGGAGGACUUGGCAGCCCAACACUGGCAGGAUCUGUGUUUGGCCCUAAAGAUUCUCCAGCUAAUGUGGUCGGAGAUUUGUCCACCCCCAACCAUCACGACCCAUGGAACCGUCUACAAGACGGCCCAUCUGGGUUUGCACCUGGUCCCAGUUGGCCUAAAGGGCCAGACAAGCGGGACGAGAGGGAUCGCGCGAAAGACGUGGAGAGGAGAGACAGCCCCCACAUCAAGGAUGAAAAGGACAGAGACAAUAUGCUGUAUGGCCGACAACCUGUGAGAAUGUCUCCAGUUGCCCCUCCCUUCAAGCCCCCCAGUAGCACCCCAGUCUCCCACAUUAAUGGCCACAGCAGUGCCCUUGUGGGCAGCACUGGGCCCAUUGAGGAUUUGACACGCAGCGUAAGUAGAGACAGAGACCGCGAGCGAGACAGAGAUGGGGACAAGAGGCCGCAGCCAACAGUGUCUUCACGGGGACCUCCUUCAUCUUCAGUAGCAGACAGAGACAGACCACGCUCUUCCUCUUCUUCUGUGCUCACCACUCCCCCACCCUCCAACCGCUCGGCCCCAUCUCCUCUGGACCUUUACCCCCGCCCGAUGGCCCCGACAGCACACAGCCUCCACAACGAACCCUCACAUUCCCAAAGAGACGGUAACGUCCCUUCUUCCUCUGCAGCAUCUGCCCCUGUCCCUUCUUUACCUCAGAACAAGAAGUCUGACCGGACCACGACACCCGUCUCCAAACCUCCCGUGCUCCUCCCGCCAGUUAAAGUCAAAGAGGAGCGGAAAGAGGAGCCGGAGCAUAUCCCCAUCACGCUGCCUCCCCCAGCACCCAACCACAGCUUUGAGCGCCCCAACAGCCUUCCACACCACCAUCGUUCUGGUACUCCUUCCUCCUCCUCUCUAUCACUGACUCCCACUUCUGGUGUUCCCCUCAUGUCGCACACUCCAAAUCCUCCUUCGCACCAACACCCACACCACCCACACCACCCACACCACCCACACCACCAACACCAACACCAUCAACAACAACAACAACACCAUCAACAACAACAACAACAACACCAACAGCACCAGCACCAACAGCACCAGCAGCACCAACAACUCCAACAACUCCAACAACUCCAACAUCAACACCAACAACAUCAACACCAACAACACCAACACCAACAACACCAACACCACCUCUCCCUGCUGGACCGCUCCAGGGCCAUUGAAGCGUAUCUGGGCAGCACAGGUGCUGCAGGUCUGGUGAUGGGUCCAGGAGGAGAACGUUUCCACCAUGCUCCAGGACAAGGGCCGUCGCAAGGUCCACACAGCUUCACCUGGGAUCCCUGGAGGGAGCUGGCGGCUCAGCAGCAACAUCAGCAUCGCAGGGAGGCUUUGGCACUUCGCUCAGACCCUCACCUCGCCCUGCGAUCCGACCCACAUCUGGCCCGUCUGCUCCAGCAUCAGCGCCUUCUGGAGGCAGAAAGGGCAGCUGCGGCAGCCAACCCUCACCACCCUCCGACGUCUACCUCUUCUGCCUCCGCCUCUGCUGUCCGCCAGGAGUUCGGCCUAAUGGCGCAUCACUUCGACCGCCCUCCUCACCUCGGACACCCAGGAGGAGGGCUGAUCGAUGAGGAUCAGCGUGCCCAGAUCCUGAGGGAAGACUUUGAGAGGGCUCGCUACUUUGGGAUGCACCCACACAUCCCCCCUGGGUCUCACCUCUCAGGCCCCUCUCAUGCUGCUACUGCCGCUCACCUGGAGCAGCUCCACUCCGGCCUUCUCUCCCACUCGCUCCCCCACGGAGCCUCUCCUGCUUCCCAGCACCACGCUGGCCUCUUUGCCCGUCUUGGUCAGCUGAACCAGCACCACGUGCCCAACGGUAUCCUGACAAAGACCCCUGCAGGCUUGGUGGGAGCUCUGGCGAUGGGGGCGCCGCCUCCGCUCAUUCCGUCCAUCACCAGCCGGUCGUCCACGCCUCCCCGUAGACUUGGAGGACCAGCUGAGCUGGCACUGUACAGCAUCCACAAAGACGGAGAGUCCAGAUAGUACAGGGACAACACUGGAGGAGAUUAAGGGAAAUGUCAGGAUCACUGUGCUGCUCUCAACCUGCCCCCUUUUCCUCUUGCAGACUACUAAACCCUCCCAGUUACACAACCAAACCAGCUCCAGUCUGCCCCCAAAAAAAUGGGAAACCACAGGUGCUUUUCAUUAUGCUAACAUUUUUCCUCGCUUCCCUUCGCGUCUUAGCUCCUCCCAGCAAGGAUGUGAGAGAGAGAGGGAGAGGGAGAGAGAGAGACACGAGGAGCCAAAGCUGCCAGACGAGAAAUGCUCGUCAGUUACUUAUGCUCCAAAAACUGUGUGCAACAUGUGGAGGUGUGGCAUUUAUAAGACACAGCACUUGAUAAAAGACUUCCGCGUAGGACCUGUUUCCUCAAUCUAAGCUCCUCCAGAAGCCUCUACACUUCUCCUCAAGGUGAAUAAGAGAUUGGAAGAUCUUCCAUGAUGGCGGAGGGGGGGCGAUUUUCAGGUCACAAGAGGAGAGAGGACUGGAGGAAGCAGAAAUUAGCGUAAUGAAAAGCACCCCAUGGCUGGCUGCAGGUGAUGGAAAGGAGGGAAAUGCAAGAGUCAUCAGUGUGACUUCUUGGAAAUAUGCGCAAUGGUUCUAUCAGUGCAAUUUAAAGGUACAUGGUUUCUGUGCAUCCUUAGUGUAUUUUUAUUUUAUACUGGCUGUUGGUUAUUACAGUCGUCAAUUUCAUAAGCUGUAGGAAGAGGCAGAGGACAGCUUUUCUUUCGUCAGGUGAUCCAUGCUUUUCAGUAAGCCUUUUUCCGGGGUGGAUUGGAAAUGACUUCCAUAGGGAUGUACACUGUGAAAACAUGUCAAGGGGUCAUCCUCAGCUUCUCAUGGGAUAUUAUUAUUAUUAUUAUUAUUAUUAUUAUUAUUAUUAUUAUUAUUAUAAAACCUUCUUCUACAUAAAUCAACACUGAUUAGGUAUUGUGGAUGAGGAUUUUUAGAAAGGUAAAAGGGGUGCUUUCUGUUCUGUCUUUGUUUGUUUUUUGGUCAUUUUGGAAAGACGAUUACUGAUGAGACCAUUUUUAAUGAUGAUCGGUAAGCAUAGCACCUCCUGCUUUACCCAAAAAUCUAACCCCUCAGCUCAAUUGACAAUGAGAUUCAACCUUCUUUUUUUGGCUUGUUUUUUUUGUUUUGUUUUCAAAGGAUGAAUGGCAAAAUGAACUGUGCUACACUGUGUGAUUGAACACAGUAUGUUAGAGCUUCCUGUAACUGUUUCCCACUCUCCUCUUGACUAUAUGAGCAGGACCAGAUUAUAGUAGUCUAGAGAAAUUGCCUUUGUAAUUAUUAUUCUUAACAUUAAUUAUCUUCUAUAAUAAUAAAUAUAUUCACUGUUAUGUUAUUUGUCUUUGUUUCGGGUAUCAACCAGUACUCUCUCCCCAGGUAGUUUCAAAUCAUACAGAAGACAAAAGGCUUGCGUCACAGAAAACUGUUUAAUGCUUGUGAACAUUGAGCCGUCUCCAUUUGCAUCCUCUGGCCUCUUCAAGGAUCUCAUCCACGACUUUAUUAUGCUGAGAGGGAGGUUUGCUUGUGUGUCAUUGGUUGUGUGUUAUAUCCAUUUUGGGACUAUGGGAGCCUUGUACAUUGAACUGUCGAGUUGUUUCAUCAAUAAAAAUAAGUUAUAUACAUGGAUAAGUGGGACAUCUGCUGAAGAACUGAAAAAAAAAAAUAUAAGGACUUGUCAGAUGACAACUAGACAGUGGGUAUCCUGAGAGGGAAAAGACUGGGUCGAUUAUUUUAAUAUGACCAUUUUAUACCUUUCAAACCCCUCCCCUAGAGACCACAAAGAUUAAUUAUUAAAUGAAUUGUUGUUUA